CUACCGCGGCGUGCUGGACGGCUGGCAGGCGUGGGGCGCGCGCUGCGCGCUGGACACGUGGGCGCGCGCCGGCGAGGGCGUGCGGCGCGUGGGGCUGCACUGCUCCUACUGCGGCAAGUCCGUGGCGGCGCCGCCCGGCGCGCUGCGGCCGCGGCCCGCCUUCGCGCGCCUGCCGCCGCCCGCCGCCAAGAUGAAGCAAAUCUCGUCGUGUCCGAACUGCCGCAAGCCGCUGCCGCGCUGCGGCGUGUGCCAGCUGCACCUGGGCACGGGCGCCAGCGGAGCGGGCGGCGGGGGCGCGGGGGGCGCUGCGUUCCCCGCCUGGUUCAGCUGGUGCGUUGCUUGCAGGCACGGCGGUCACGCGCACCACCUCAUCGAGUGGUUCAAGGAGCAUACAGAGUGCCCGGUAAGUUCAUGCAACUGCCGCUGCAGCACUUUGGAUGCGCCUGACAGAUUAUAACCGACAAUACUUCAUGAGUACAAGAUUUCGUAACUAUAAAAUGAACUCUUAUGUCAAGUCAAUUAUUGUUUAUUUUAAAUUGUUCCUUGACACUACGCUGUCAUUGUAAAUUAUACCUAAAUAAAUUUAAAUGAUUACAACAAAUAUUUCGUCACAGUAAGGAAGUUCGCCCCAACCCUUAGCCGAUAUCCAAAUAUUGCCGCUCCGAUGUAGAAAACAACGAGUUCGGGCCGUGAAUACACUGGCAGUAGUUGCUAGCAACCACGCAAAAUGUUAAAAUGAUAUCGGUUUUAUUUGACAUACAAAAUAGUCUUAAAAAAUAUGAUUCAACGUCUGAGCCCUCGUUACUAUUCUGCCAUAGUCCGUAAUGAAAAAGAACGCUACAAAUAAAAAUUAAUAUAUUCGUAAGAAAUCAAACAAUGUUUUCGCAUCUAAACCUACGCGGUUUAGAUUGAAAAAAUUGUUUAAUUUCCUAUUUGUUUUUUCAAACAAACCACCGUUUCGGGCCCUUUACAGGUCCCAUGGUCGCGGCUGACUGAAGUGGUAGAGUCAUCAACCAGUUAUGUCUAAUAUUAUUGCAAACCACCCUAUUUUUCACUACAGUUACAAAAGUUAUCAAUUAAAUACCUUGUAUUAAAUUUUCCAAAGAAUAUCCCAGUUUAUGCUACAUAUAUGUUUUACAAAUUAUAAUUUCAAUAUGAAUUUUUAUUAAAUUAAAUUUUUUCUCUCAAACAAUACAAUUAUAAUAAAAAUUGCCGCGCCUCACUUAAAAAUUCAAAAUGUAUCUUAUUACUGUAAAAUUCAAAUGGUCAUAGCCGAGGUGAAAAUGUAAAAAUUAAUAAUAAUAAUAAGUGAAAAUUAAGCACUUUUAUAAAUGUGUUUGGCAAAUUGAACAUUACCCCUAGAGAUCAUAAGAAGAAGCCAUACUUUGAAUAAAAUAUUGCACAUGGUUGAGGUACCAAUAUCGAAUGUGUUGAUUUUUACAUCUGACUGGCAAUAUUCAGAUGGCGGACUAAUGAAAGAAUGCUCUCAAUAUAACAAGGUUUUAAUUAAAAAUUUUAUAUGACAAUGUAUGGAAUUAAAUUUUUAAACUUUCUUUAGAGAUUAUGUGACAGCAAUUAUUCACGUUGAAACGCGUCAUGCGAC
Hyposmocoma kahamanoa is the source of this 1603-nucleotide messenger RNA. Its product is annotated as GATOR complex protein MIOS-like. The transcript is spliced from 3 exons. The record is from RefSeq and is a predicted model, not a curated record. Lineage: Eukaryota; Metazoa; Arthropoda; Insecta; Lepidoptera; Cosmopterigidae. The annotation marks the transcript as partial. Gene Ontology annotation, cellular component: cytoplasm.